Messenger RNA from Rhododendron vialii, 2446 nucleotides. Its product is annotated as nicotinate phosphoribosyltransferase 1. The transcript is spliced from 15 exons. Gene Ontology annotation, biological process: NAD+ biosynthetic process. Bases 405 to 2102 code for a protein of 565 amino acids. Gene Ontology annotation, molecular function: nicotinate phosphoribosyltransferase activity. NCBI's taxonomy places the organism in Eukaryota, Viridiplantae, Streptophyta, Magnoliopsida, Ericales, Ericaceae. The record is from RefSeq and is a predicted model, not a curated record.
GUUUCUCCUUUGCUCGCGGAACACGCCCACAUGGAUGGCACAUGCGAUUCAUGUACCAAUUCAUGGUCUUAGUUUCAUAUGGUCUUCGCAUUUUUUCCAGUCUCUCUUCUAUGUUCUUGGGUAUUUCCUUUUGUCGACCCCUCGACCCCACUCUGAUUCGCACUCUCUUCUUGUAUUUAUUUGUAACAAUGGAUUCUCGCCCUCUCACCACCCUUCGUUUCUAACGCUCUCAACAUCUCGCUCUCUCUCUCUCUCUCUAGUCCUGAAAAAAAACUAGGAUCCACCCCCUUACGUCUUCUACCAACCUUUUACAUAUACAUGUAUAUCUUCCCAAGUAGAAUUGGUGGAUAGAUAUAUGUGAGUGGACAGAGAAAACAGAACCCUAGGAUUCCACGGCAGAAACAAUGGAGGAGAAAUCGAAUGGUCUGAAAGAAGAUGGUAACCGGCGUAAAAAUAAUAAUACGGUUAUACCCGGACCUACCAAUCCUAUGGUGACGCCUCUGCUAUCGGAUCUCUAUCAGUUCACUAUGGCCUAUGCUUACUGGAAAGCCGGCAAGCACAACGAACGAGCUGUGUUUGAUUUAUAUUUCCGGAAGAACCCCUUUGGUGGUGAAUACACAAUUUUUGCUGGUCUUGAAGAGUGCAUAAGGUUAAUUGCUAAUUUUAAAUUUACAGCAGAGGAGAUUGCUUUUAUCCGGUCAUCCUUACCCAAAACAUGUGAGGAUGGCUUCUAUGAUUAUCUUAGAGGAGUUGACUGUUCUGAUGUUAAAGUAUAUGCUGUUCCGGAGGGUUCCGUUGUGUUCCCAAAGGUACCUCUCAUGAGAGUUGAAGGGCCAAUUGCUGUGGUUCAAUUGGUGGAAACUCCAUUUUUGAAUCUCAUAAAUUACGCAUCACUAGUUGCUACAAAUUCUGCAAGGCAUCGUUUUGUUGCAGGAAAAUCAAAACUUCUACUUGAGUUUGGGCUUCGCCGUGCGCAGGGGCCCGAUGGUGGAAUAGGGGCUUCCAAGUAUAGCUAUAUGGGAGGAUUUGAUGCAACGAGCAAUGUUGAAGCUGGGAGAUUGUUUGGAAUUCCGAUCAAAGGAACUCAUUCCCAUGCUUUUGUCAGCUCAUUCAUGAGCCUUGAUGAGAUCAUGGAGAAAUCUCUUCAAAGUAGGGAUGGGUCAAGUACUUGUGAGGAUUUUGUUAGUCUGGUUCAGACAUGGCUAAGCAAAAUCAAGUGGUCGCAUUUAAUACAAGGAAUUUUUGGUGAAACGAAUCAUAGUGAGUUAGCAGCCUUCAUCUCAUAUGCCCUAGCAUUUCCGAACGAUUUUCUAGCUCUUGUGGAUACAUAUGAUGUUAUGAGGAGUGGAAUUCCUAAUUUUUGUGCGGUUGCUCUGGCACUGAAUGAUUUAGGGUACAAAGCAUUAGGCAUUAGAUUAGACUCCGGUGACCUUGCGUAUUUGUCUUGCGAGACCCGUAAGUUCUUUCGCACCAUUGAGAGGGAAUUUGGAGUGACAGAUUUUGGGAAGAUGGGUAUUACUGCAAGUAAUGACCUUAAUGAGGAAACUUUAGAUGCUUUAAACAAACAGGGACAUGAAGUUGAUGCAUUUGGAAUCGGAACUUAUCUGGUUACGUGUUAUGCUCAAGCUGCCUUAGGUUGUGUUUUCAAGCUUGUUGAAAUAAAUAAUCAACCUCGUAUCAAACUUUCUGAAGACGUUUCAAAGGUGUCUAUUCCAUGUAAAAAGAGAUGUUAUAGAUUGUACGGGAAAGAAGGCUACCCCCUUGUAGACAUUAUGACGGGGGAGAAUGAACCACCUCCAAAGGUAGCAGAACGAAUUCUGUGUCGUCACCCGUUUAGUGAAUCGAAGAGAGCAUAUGUAGUGCCACAGCGUGUUGAGGAACUUCUGAAGUGUUUCUGGCCUGGCAGCUCAGAUGGAGCAAGAGAAGAACUACCAUCUCUUAAGGAGAUCAGGGAUCGUUGUAUUCAACAGUUGGAACAAAUGCGGCCUGAUCACAUGAGAAGAUUGAAUCCAACACCUUACAAGGUUAGUGUAAGUGCAAAGUUGUACGACUUUAUCCACUUCCUAUGGCUCAACGAGGCACCCGUUGGGGAGUUGCAGUGAAGGUAUAUGCAUCAGUUCAAGUACGUUAUUGACAUGCAAAAUGGGAAGAGGGCAGUCAUUGAUUCUAGUGCCCUUGGAGCAGCUCCUUCAAAUAAAUUAGUGUUUCAUAUACCUAGUUUAAAUACAUGUUUUCUUCCUGUCUUUUUGGAAUUGAGAUGUGUAUCUUUCUCUUAUUGUUUGUUAUUACAACAAUAGUAAAAAGGUUUGCUUUGUAUAUCUCACCGCAACCAUUGUAGAAGUUUACUAAACAUUGUUCUAAGUGAACGUGUUAACUGCUGCUGCAUUAGUUCUGAGCCAGAGAUGUAUGGAUGGUUGUAAGUCCAGGAAUACAGUUCUAUUUCACA